Molecule: messenger RNA, 264 nt
Organism: Lichtheimia ornata
Lineage: Eukaryota; Fungi; Mucoromycota; Mucoromycetes; Mucorales; Lichtheimiaceae
Exons: 2
Coding region: 1-264 (87 amino acids)
Source: RefSeq, a predicted model, not a curated record
AUGCGUUCAAAUCUUCUGGCUUUGUUAUGUAUGGCCUUGGCAAUGAUGGCCCAUGGACUCCCUACACCUGGUGAUGACAACAAAGAAGCUGUAGAGGACUCGAAACAACACGUUGCUGUUCCUCAUGCACAGUCGGCAUUCGUCGUCCAGGCGAGGAAGGAGGAACCCAACAAUUUCAACUUGCCGAGUAAAUGGAUUGCUCAAGAUGAUGAAAGAAUGCGAUAUGGCCAUUUGUGUGUAUAUAUUCCAACAUUGCCAAUUUAA